ACCGGUUACCAUAGCAACCGGUAACCGACAGCUCCUCCCCCUUUUCUGUUGCCGCCUGUAACUCUGGCGCAGAACAGCUGGACGGAUGUGAACCACCAACCUAACGUCCUGGUUUGUUAGGUACAUCUCAUGAACUAUGAUCGGACAGAUAUAUAGUUCUAUAUGACCAGAACACAACACGAUCUUACACAGCUACUGGUUCACCUCAAAGGAUCCAGCAACAAAUGCUAAGGCUAGUUAGCAUGGGCACAGAUGAUGACGGAAAAACGGUUUUCUCUUAACAAUAUGAGACGUUACUCCAAAGCUGUUCGUCCACUUCUUGAAAAACCAUGGCUGCAGAUGGACUGGGAAGACAGGGAGGCUGACCUGCAGUUCAUCAACGACUACAGACCUGCAGGUGGCCAACGGCAGUUCAGGAUUCUUCUGCAUGGACCAGUUGGAGCUGGAAAGUCCAGUUUCAUCAACUCCGUCUUCAGCGUGUUGGAGGGUAAAAUCUGUCACAAGGCGACUGCGUGCAACAUCACUCAGACCACCUUCACCAAGAAGUACAUAACCUACAAGAUUAAAAAAGGAGACCACCAAAACGUGUAUCCUUUUGUACUGAACGACAUGACAGGUUUGAGCAACAUCAACUGGAAACACAGACGAGUCUAUGAGAAGGACAUGAGAAUGGCCAUGAAGGGACACAUCAAGGAAGAGUAUAAAUUCCACCCUCAGAGUGCGUUGUCCGAAACCGAUCCGUUCUUCAACCGGAAUCCAACUAUCAACGACAAAGCUCACAUCCUGGUUACUGUCUUUGAUGCCAGCACAAUAAAUCAGCUGGAGGAAACUGUAGCAGAGACAAUUCAGGAGAUCAGAGACGAAGCCACUGAGCUGGGGAUUCCUCAUGUGGCCAUUCUCUCCAAAAUUGAUGAGGCCUGUCCUGAGAUCAGAGACGAUAUAAAAAAUGUCUGCCAGAGCCGGGUGCUACAGGAAAAGAUUCAGAUCCUCAGCAAACUGGUGGGCAUCCCAGAGAACUGCAUCUUCCCUGUGAAGAACUACCACUCAGAGAAGAAGCUGAACCACGAAACUGACGCUCUGAUCCUCUACACCCUGAGGAGCAUCAUCGAGAUUGGAGAGGAAUACCUUAGCAAUGGUAAAAGAUCAAAUCUGCUGGGAGGAGCUGCAGCGGAGUCACAUCAGGACAUCAGAAAGGGAAGAACCGAUCCGGUUCUGCCUGCAGGGACUGCUCAUGUGGCCGAUCUGACCAAAACUGAUGACGUCUGUUCUGAGAUCAGCAGUGAUGAGAUAAAUGUCUGCAGGACCCCGGAGCUGCAGGAGAAGGUUCAGAACUCCAAAAAACCAGUGAAAAUCCCAGAGAGCGUCUACCCUGUGAAGAACUACGACUGCGUCAGAAGUCAAGCAGAACCAGAUGAAGACUCUGCUUCAUGUGAGAAAUGCUGCUGGGUUCUGAAAGAGCGAACCCGAUCCAGUCUGAAGCGCACACAGCUGCACUGGGAAUACCCCGGAAAGGACGGGCAGGGGAACGUGGUCGGACAGCAGCAGCACUCUGACGUCAUGAUGAGAUCAAAAUCAGACGGAAACCUUCCACCACAAAGUGACUCAGGUCUAAAUAUGAGAAUAAAUCUGACCCUCAGACGUUCAGUGGAUAGUUAGGAUUAAAUCUGAACUUUGGGAUCUUGAGAGGAAACAACUAGAGCUUCAUUUCUGUCAUCAGAUAUUAAAUAAAAACACACAAAACCAGA
Messenger RNA from Gambusia affinis (western mosquitofish), 1745 nucleotides. RefSeq names its product interferon-induced protein 44-like. NCBI's taxonomy places the organism in Eukaryota, Metazoa, Chordata, Actinopteri, Cyprinodontiformes, Poeciliidae. The transcript has 14 exons. Gene Ontology annotation, molecular function: GTP binding. The record is from RefSeq and is a predicted model, not a curated record. The coding region runs from base 253 to 1656 and encodes 467 amino acids.